GCGAUUAACUUGAGCGACUGGAAUUUCUCUCUAUUUCUUCUAGUUUUCUUCUCCACAAUCGCUGGUGUGGAGGUAGCGACUAAAAAAUUCAAAGAACAAUUUAAUCGCAGGUGUCGCCGGAAAAUCCAGCGAUCUUCAUCCCUUCCUAAUUUGUUGUCGCUGAAACCUUUGAUUGGAGAGGGACCUCACUUUUCUAACCCAUUUAUCUCCUUUUUCCUUUGCAUUUAGUGUCGCUGAAAUCAUACGCUGCGACACCUAAAAGAACAUGGCCAUAGUAACUAAAUUAAAGUACGGAAUACGUAAGCAGAGAGCUAGCUGUCAUUGAUCAACUAACGAAACUUCAACAGCAUUUCAACGAUUCUGUUUAAUAAUCUAACUAUACGAUUACGUAUUUUCCUAAUCAUACGAAAUAUGCAAUAUAUAUGUUCAGUCAUCUUUCAAAGGAAAAAAUAAGAGAGAAAGAGAAAAUGAAGUGUUUCGCGGCAAAGGUGGAAGAAGGAGUUAAAGGGGAAGAUGGAAAGCCAUCUGUAGGCCCGGUGUACCGGAAUCUUUUGUCGGAGAAAGGUUUUCCUCCUCGAGAUUCUGAUAUCACCACUACUUGGGACAUUUUCAGUAAAUCUGUGGAGAAAUUUCCUGAUAACAAGAUGCUUGGAUGGCGUCAAAUUGUGGAUGAGAAGGUUGGACCGUAUAUGUGGAAAACGUACAAGGAAGUAUACGAAGAAGUUCUCUUGAUCGGCUCAGCACUACGAGCCGUCGGAGCUGAACCUGGGUGUCGAGUGGGGAUCUAUGGAGCUAAUUGUCCUCAGUGGAUCAUAGCAAUGGAGCUUCUUGAGCCAGAUUGCAAAAGUGCAAAACGUCUAAAAGCUAUAGUUUCUUUCACUAAUGUGGGCGAAGAACAGAGCUACAAGGCUUCAGAAAUUGGAGUCAAAGCAUACUCGUGGCUCGAUUUUCUCCAUAUGGGACAAGAGAAGCCGAAAGAGACAAACCCGCCUAAACCGUCUGACGUGUGCACCAUAAUGUACACGAGCGGCACAAGCGGUGAACCUAAAGGUGUGGUUUUGACCCACGAAGCGGCCGCGACUUGCGUUAUUGGGGCGGAUCUCUGCUUGGACCAGUUCGAGGACAAGAUGACACAUGAAGAUGUAUAUCUCUCGUUUUUGCCGUUGGCUCAUAUCCUCGACCGUGCAAAUGAGGAAUACUUCUUCCGUAAAGGCGCUUCCGUUGGCUAUUACCAUGGAGAUUUGAAUGCGUUACGCGACGAUAUUCAAGAACUGAAACCGACUUUUCUGGCGGGAGUUCCAAGAGUCUUCGAGAGGAUCUAUGAUGGGAUUCAGAAAGCUCUUCAGGAGCUUAACCCAAGAAGGAGACUCAUCUUCUAUGCUCUCUAUAAAUACAAACUUGCGUGGAUGAAUCGUGGAUAUUCUCACAGCAAAGCUUCACCCAUGGCUGACUUCAUAGCUUUCAAAAAGAUUAAAAACCAAUUAGGAGGUAGAAUUCGGUUGCUAGUAUCUGGAGGAGCACCACUGAGUCUUGAGAUCGAAGAGUUCUUGAGAGUUACUUCUUGUUGUCUCGUCGUUCAAGGCUAUGGUCUAACGGAGACGCUUGGAGGAACAACUUUGGGUUAUCCGGACGAGAUGUGUAUGCUCGGGACGGUCGGUAUUCCAGCGGUUUACAAUGAGAUACGGCUUGAGGAGGUUCCGGAAAUGGGCUAUGACCCAUUGGGAGAAAAUCCGGCAGGGGAGAUCUGUAUAAGAGGAAAAUGUCUGUUUUCUGGGUAUUACAAGAACCCUGAACUCACUGAAGAAGUCAUGAAAGACGGAUGGUUCCAUACAGGAGACAUAGGUGAGAUUCUUCCAAACGGAUUACUUAAGAUCAUCGAUCGUAAGAAGAACCUGAUCAAACUCUCUCAAGGAGAAUAUGUUGCUCUUGAGCAUUUGGAAAGCAUCUACGGACAAAACCCUAUUGUCCAAGAUGUGAGGUUUUCAACUGUUUCUUGUCCAGAAAGAAAUCGCUUUAAGAUAUGGGUUUAUGGAGACAGCUUCAAAUCUAUGCUUGUGGCGGUGAUUGUUCCCAAUCCAGAAACCCUAAACCGGUGGGCUAAAGAUCUCGGUUUUACUAAACCAUUCGAAGAACUCUGUUCUCUCCCGGAGCUUAAAGAAUACAUCGUUUCAGAACUGAAGUCCACGGCAGAGAAGAGCAAGCUAAGCAGGUUUGAGUACAUAAAAGCUGUGACGGUGGAGACAAAACCUUUUGAUGUAGAGAGAGACUUGGUGACUGCGACCUUGAAAAAUAGGAGGACCAAUCUUCUUAAGUAUUAUCAGGUAUCAAUCGACGAAAUGUACCGAAAAUUGGCGGCAAAGAGAAGCUGAGAGUGUUGUUUGUGAUCAUAAUAUAUUAAUAUAUAUCGUGUGUGCUAUUAAUAAACAAUGAUUAUGUUA
Molecule: messenger RNA, 2438 nt
Organism: Arabidopsis arenosa
Lineage: Eukaryota; Viridiplantae; Streptophyta; Magnoliopsida; Brassicales; Brassicaceae
Source: the annotation of a GenBank genome assembly